AUGUCAGUUGCAGAGGGAUUUCUUCGUCAUGGAGAGGCGUGCAACCGGGCAGGGGCAUUGGGAGGUUGUGUGACAGAGCGGUAUUCACGGUGGGAACUUUUGGUUGUCUUUCGGCGUCAGUGGUCGCGUGAUAGGCGAGCCAACCGGCUGUACGCACCAGUGUUUCAUCUGCUUUUUUCAUCCCCCUCUUCCAGCGAUGAGGACGAAAUCACCAGCGCCGCGGACGACGCUCCGUGGCAUUUGUUAUUGUAUGAUUUGACGCACACCUGCAGGGAGGUGCUGUGGGAGACAAAAGGUGCGGAACUCGUUUCAGAAAUCCUGCAGGCUGUACCGCCGGCUCUCCACCCCACGUUUUUCUCUGUGGUCUGUGUGACCGUGGGCGAUACACACGACCGUCUCGGUCUCUUUUCCGAGCAUGCUUUUGAAGAGUACAAGGGGAGAGUUGAACAGCUGCGGCUGCCGCGUACGUCCCAAGCGGUGUCCGUGAGGCUUCAUCGUGUAACGAGUGAUUGUACAGGUAUGGUGAACGGCGGAGGUGGUCAUUUGCCGGCGUUCGUCGAGGACGCGAUAGAGUGGGCGCGCCGUAGAACAUUAGAGGCAUCCGAUGUAUCGGCGCCGUCCCAAGAAGGCAAUGACGCCAUUCUUGCCGCUCUUCCACGGCUAAGCAAGCUAUUGUACACUGCGACGUUUCAGGAACCUGAUGGGAGCAAUGCCGGUGAUGAAGUGAGCGGUGUGGGGGAGGGAGAACGGCAAUUGGUAACCUCCAAACUGUUAGAGGAACGUCGUGUGGCGCUUCAAAACUUGAAGAUGCGUGUGGGUAACGUGGCUUCCUUCACGCUGACACCGCCAACGACGGCGGAGGAGCCGGGGCAACGGUGGUAUGUGCUUCUCAUCCAAAAACUCUACGUGGAAAAGGAGGAGGUGUCGAUUGAGAACCUUGACCCCGGCCCACUGGAGCCGCAGCCUAUUGGCGCAGAGUUACACUUGAUGCGGGAUGGCGGUGAGGUGUUAUAUCUUUAUUCGCAACUAUGCAACGAGAAAUGCUUCGAUACGGUGUACGGGGAUAUAAUGCACGAAGACGGCGAACUCUUUGCGCAGCUAACACCUCUGGAGGGUAUAGCUUUUGAUGACAUUGAUCGUUAUCUGGACUUUCUUUCGACACAGGCGCCGUCAUUUUCCAUGGAAACACCAAAAGAACCACUUUGCAAAGGAUCAUGCAGUGGCUACACAUUCCCAAAGGUUGUGUUCCGUCGACCAACGGGGUCGGUUGUGAAGGAUACACUAAUUGCAUCUCCGCAUUUGGAGAUUAUUGAGGAGUCACCACGUUCGCCGGAGGAGUGGGAUGCGGCGAGCCGCGUCUUUCUCUUCCUCUCAGAUCACAUUACCCCUGUGUGUGCCGUCAGCAAUCGUGGUGGGUGCGGUGGGUACACGCUCAAGAGAGAUGUUACACCGGUGCCUGCUCCCCCACACAACCACAAGUGUUCGUGGUGUGCUCGCCGUCGAGACAAACUCUUGCGAUGUGGUGGCUGCAAGGUGGAAAUGUAUUGCUGCAAAAAGCAUCAAAUAAUGGAUUGGAAGAGCGGGCACAAAAAGGUGUGCAGACUGUGGCGGAAGGCACAAGAAGACUACGAAAAAACUGUCAUGCCUCUUCUGCAAUCAUGCCCAACGGAGCGUCUUGAGACGCCAUCCGCAUCGGUGGUCGUGACACUUCUGCAGUUUCUCACAGAUUCUUGUUGUGAGAUGCAGAUUGCAGGGGUUCCUGUAGUUCACAUUGUUGGUGUUGAUGACGACGUCACAGCGUUUAUUUCAGAGCUCUCACUCCGAGUGAAAAAAUUGUCCGCGCACUGGAAACAGUUGCGGUUUAUCUUGAGCUCCGAUGCCUUUGGAGAUGGAGAACACAAUGCUGUGUACGCCAUCGCGGAGAGCGGCGACGUGACGCGAACGGCACCUACCUCUGUCCUUGGCGAUGUGUGGCACACAAAGUCCUCAAACAAUGAGGCGGCGCUGGAGGCCGCACUGCUUGUGCGCCUGUACAACGCAAAGUACCACCAAUUCAUUGGCCGAGACGCGAACAUCAGCGAGGAAACGCCGUCGGCGGUGGUGUGCUUUGGGAACCCAUUAGGAACGGGAAUGUCAUAUCUCACUGCGGCUACCGAGGUUCUUGCGGACAGGUUCAUUGGCGUUGUUCCUGUGCUAUGCACAGAACCUACACUUGUCGGCGCACAUCACACACUUGACGCGAUCGUGAUGCGGGUGCAAAACAGCUUUAUGAUGAACUCAGACCUGAAGAAGAAAGUUCUUGAACGUCUUUCGCAUGCCGAUGAAUUGAUCCGGCUAAAUGUUGGAGGUAUGGGUCACAAUUCACUAGACCCGCAUACGGAAUCGGAGGAGGCAGAUGGGACAACCAAUGCGAAUGCUGCGGUCCCUAAGCUGAAACCCACCUCACUGCGACUGCACCCCAAUCUUUAUUCCUUUAUAAUUCCGGUAGAGCUGGUGAAGCUGUAG
Molecule: messenger RNA, 2505 nt
Organism: Trypanosoma rangeli
Lineage: Eukaryota; Euglenozoa; Kinetoplastea; Trypanosomatida; Trypanosomatidae
Exons: 1
Coding region: 1-2505 (834 amino acids)
Source: RefSeq, a predicted model, not a curated record